AACCCCCACUCUCCCCCGACGCCUGCUGCAAAGGCCAGCACAAGAACCACGCGACACCGGCCGGCGCACGGGGCCCCGGCUUCCGUCCGCCUCCACCCUCUCCUCUCCUGACCGCGGGGCACUGCUCAGCGUGGACGCGAGCGGGGAGGGCAAUGCCGAUCGCGCUGGAGAGCGGCGCCCUGUUCGGCCGCGGGGUGCCGGCGGCGUGCGCCGGCUCCUCUUCGGCUGGGCGGGGCAGCAGCAGCCAGGCGGAGGCGGUGCACCUCGAGGAGUCGGAGGAGAGCGAGGGGGAGGUGCAGAGCUCGCUCAGAGGCCCCUUCGACACCAUGGACGCGCUCCAGGAAGCCCUGCCCCGCAGGAGAGAGACGUCCAAAAUCGACAAUACCAAGUCCAGUUCUUUGGCAAGUGCUGGGGAUGUUGUUCUCUUACCUCAAUCUUCAAAAGGCCUUGCUAAUCCUGAAAACCCAUCUCCUAAGAAGCGCAAGGGUCCUCUUCCAUUCGGCAUCGACCAGAAUGAGUCGCAGAGCAAAGAGCUGAGCUUUGUUGGGGAUAUGAACAACAGCCCAACGAACUGCAGGAUGCCAUCGUCUCCAGCUGCUACAAGCAGUUCUCCAUGCAAGAGCAGGAGCGAAGAUGAGCAUGAGUGCUGUAACGACAUGCCUUGCCAUAACCUGCAGAGAGAAUUCAGUGACAUGAUUGUCUUUUCUUCUCCACCUCUUGGCCUUCAAACUCAACUCAUCGCAGUUUCAACGGUUGGUCAGCAAGACGUGGGGGCGUCGACUGAUGUGGUUUCUCCCAGGGAAAAGCGCAGGAAGAAUUAGCAACAGGGCGUGUCGGUAUUUUCAUCGGUCAACCACCGGUGUCCAUUUUAGACUGCGGAAUCUAGUGGCUAGUCGGUACCCAUAUUCAGUACAAUGCUUUGACUAUGUUCAGUGGUGGUUUUGUAUAGUGCUAGCCUGCUGGUAUUCUUACUUUUGAUACAUAUAAUUAUAGAAAUUAUUAUGGAAUUGAGAAAGUGACGCUUUAUCUUA
Molecule: messenger RNA, 1031 nt
Organism: Aegilops tauschii subsp. strangulata
Lineage: Eukaryota; Viridiplantae; Streptophyta; Magnoliopsida; Poales; Poaceae
Source: RefSeq, a predicted model, not a curated record